AUGAUACAUGAUGCUCUACUACAAAUUAAUUUCAUUUUUACAAGAAAGUAUUAUCUAGUAGAUGCAGGAUAUCCUAACAGGAUUGGUUAUCUUGCCCCAUAUAGAGGUGAAAGAUAUCAUUCGUCUCAAUUUGAAAAUGGCCGCCGAGCAUCGGGACCUCAUGAGGUAUUCAACCAUGCACACUCAUCGCUUCGAAAUGUCAUAGAAAGAACUUUUGGGGUAACAAAGAAUAGGUGGCCGAUUCUGAGAAAUAUGCGGUCAUUCCCGUUCCCGAUUCAAGUGGAAAUUGUGAUAGCGUGCAUGGCACUUCACAAUUAUAUUCGAUUAAGGGUGACAGAUGAUGACGAGUUCAUGGAAAUCGAUGAAGAACCAAGUUGUUCAUAUGAAGAAGGUCCUAGUAACGCUACUGCGGCAGAGAAUGUAGGGGAUUCGGAUCUACGUGACGACCAUACAAUGACGCGUGUUUGGGAUCUUAUUGCAAACAAACUUGUCCGUCGGAGGGAGCGUAAUUGA
Molecule: messenger RNA, 513 nt
Organism: Tripterygium wilfordii
Lineage: Eukaryota; Viridiplantae; Streptophyta; Magnoliopsida; Celastrales; Celastraceae
Exons: 1
Coding region: 1-513 (170 amino acids)
Source: RefSeq, a predicted model, not a curated record